Fraxinus pennsylvanica is the source of this 1032-nucleotide messenger RNA. The record is from the annotation of a GenBank genome assembly. NCBI's taxonomy places the organism in Eukaryota, Viridiplantae, Streptophyta, Magnoliopsida, Lamiales, Oleaceae.
AUGUUGGUUCAUCUUUUGUUCUUAUUAUCUCUUAUAGCUCAGUCUAGCUAUGGUGCUAAAUCUACACUGCAGACUCUUCAAGUACAGCCUCAGUACUUCAACCCAAAGUUGCCACCCAAAUCACUCUCUGCUUCCGAUAAGUUUGAGGGUUCAUCGGACCUCGUUAGUCUACGCUAUCACAUGGGUCCGGUGUUGUCAUCUCCGAUCAACAUAUACCUCAUAUGGUACGGGAAGUGGGCCGCAUCUCAGAAGCUGUUAAUCAAGGACUUUUUACUCUCUAUCUCCACCUUCAACCACCGUGCUGCUCCCUCUCCUUCGGUGGCGGAGUGGUGGCGCACUGUAUCCCUCUAUACAGAUCAGACGGGAGCUAACAUCUCACGCUCUGUACUCCUUGCUGGUGAGUACUCUGACCAUCUCUACUCCCACGGCAACCACCUCACUCGCCUCUCAAUCCAGGAAGUCAUUGCCACCGCAGUCCGAUCAAAGCCCUUCACUGUCGACCACAAGAACGGCAUCUACCUAAUCUUAACCUCGGUUGAUGUAACUAUGCAAGAUUUCUGCCGGGCAGUUUGUGGGUUUCACUACUUCACCUUCCCAUCAAUGGUGGGUUACACAUUGCCCUACGCUUGGGUCGGAAACUCCGGCAAACAGUGCCCUGAAGUUUGUGCCUACCCGUUUGCAGUACCAGGUUACAUGGGCGGUGGUGGUCCAGGGGCUCUGAACCCACCCAAUAGCGACAUCGGAGUUGAUGGGAUGAUAAGUGUGAUAGGUCACGAGCUGGCUGAAUUGUCGUCUAACCCACUGGUGAAUGCUUGGUACGCCGGCGAAGACCCAAUGGCACCGACGGAAAUAGGAGAUCUGUGCGAAGGAUUGUAUGGGACUGGCGGCGGAGGUGGGUACAUUGGGCAGGUCAUGAGGGAUAAACAAGGACGGACUUACAAUUUGAACGGGAGAAGAGGUAGAAAGUUUUUGGUGCAGUGGAUAUGGAGUCCAGUUAUCAAGGCCUGUGCUGGUCCAAAUGCUUUAGACUAG